AGUUUAUGUUGAAAUAUUAUUUUUACAUACAUGCUUAUGUAAAAUUACUGAAUACCACUUAGAAAUCUGGAAUUUAAAAAUGUAAAUAAAAAUUAUAAUUUGACAUAAGUUGAUUGCCGACGGAUAAAAUGGCGUCUGAUAAUGAAGCCUGUGUAAAUGAUCCAAAUUUUGCAGUUAUUUGCUCAUUUUUUAAUAAAUUUGGUAAAAUAUGUGGUGUCCAAUUGCCUAAAGUAAAAGACCUUCAGGCAAUGCUUGAACAGAGCCAAGAAGUUCAUCCAGCAUUGAUUGAUCUGCACGUUAAAUUAUUACGGAAAGCACGAAGAACUGUCCAUUUAGAUAAAUGGGAACGCGCCUUGGUUAAAUUUAUUCACACAUACUCUAAUCAAGAUGCCUGGAACUUAGAACAUUUGGGCUAUAAGAAACUAAAACUCCCGCAACGACUGUUUAUUCUUAAAAACUUAUUGGAAAUGCAAUUUGAUAAUGCAAAAUUCAAGAAUGCAUUGCUGCAAUCUUCGGCUGACGACUUAAGAUUAGAGCCUAUUGGAAAAGAUAAAAAAGGAAAUUCAUACUGGUAUCAAGUUGAUGAGGAUUGUAAUUUAAGAGUAUAUAAAGAGAAUUUAGAUGAAGAAUCAUGGACACUGGUUGCCCAAACCCGUGAGGAACUUGCUGAUCUUAUAUCAACAUUGGGUGGGUUGGAAAAAAAUGGUUCUAACACUACAAGCAAUGAAGAUAGUAAUAGUAUAGCUACAAUAAACAGUUUGCUCACAUCAAAAAAUAAUGAUGAUUCUAUAACAAAUGAUACUAUUAAAAUAGUUUCAGCUACAGAUAAAUCAAAAUCAAAAGAAACUGAAGAUUCUGAAGAGUUUUUGAGUCCAGAUGAUGAAGAUAAUUACUUUGAUGAUGAUAUUGUUAAUGAUAAUGCAAAAGAUGGUAUGGACGAUGAUAAAAAAGAGAAAAAGAUUAAUGGUAAUGGAGUAAAAAGCUGUGUGAAUAAUUCAUAUGAAAAUAAGGCACGUUCAAAAAAAAGAAAGUGUAAAAGUUUAAGUGAAGAGGAUCAUAGUGUAAACAAAAAAAUGAAAAAAGACGUUAGUGAUAUAAUCAAUGAUGAGCCGACUUCCUCAAACAAUUCAGAUGAGUCAGAAUAUGGUGCAGCUAUUGAAGAACCUGUUAUGAUUGUGACUGGUCAGGGAUCUGGAGUGGAUUGCGAUGCUGGCAAUCCUGGUGAAUCUGGAACUGCUGAAAAUUCAUUAUCUGACACAAAAGAGGUGAGAAAUGAUUCAACAACUCAAUCGGUUCAGGACAGCUCAACGGAUGUGGAAACUGCAUUGAAAUCUCCAGAUGAUGAGCAAAAUAGUGGUGAAUCAUUAAUAAUAAGUGAUACAAAUGUUAAAGAAAGAAAACCUUUGAUGUAUUUUGGACAGCCUGGUUGUUUGAAGUUGAAUCCAGUGAUGGUGAGGACAGCAGGACAUGCAAACUUUUUAAAUACAAAUUAUUCAAAAAUUCAAGACAAAGUGGAUGUGUGCAAUGCCAAUGAUAAUAAAGCCUUAACUACAAAUUGUUCAGACUUAGAUAAAAGUCAUUCUGGGCAGGAUAUUGCAGAUUCAGUUUCAUUAAGUAAUAAAAGUAAUGAAUAUGCAAUGGAUACCAAAGUCGGGGAUGAGGAAUCGAUUUUUCUUUCUAAAGGUAAUAAUAUAACCUUCAAUAAUGAUUCAUUGAAUGAAAAAUCUUUAAGUGAAAGUUUCAUCAACAAAUCUUUAAAUGAAACUACAUUUAGCACUUUACUUUAUGAAGUAACUAACUUGAGCAUAAUCACUCCAAAUGCCAGCAUUGCCAGCAUAGAAUCUUCAUUGAUCGAUGAUUCAAAAUCUGCAUUAAAUAAAUCAGAAAUUGUUUCUAGUAAUUCUACUGAUGAUAGAACUUCUACUGCAAGUAUUUCACCUAAAUUGAAAGAAUGUGAUAAUGAAGGUUAUUUAAAAAUUGAUAAUACAUCUGAAAAUAUACAAGAUCAACAAUCUAUUACUUUGAAAAGCAAUUUGGAAGAAGAUAUUUCUAAUCUAAAUGAAACAAAAAAAGAUUUUUUAUCUAUUAAAACAACAAUUGCUCAUGAUGAAAAACCUAAAGAUAAGGAACAUAAUAAGAGUAGUGCUUUUUUCGUAGAAGUUGAAGCCAAUGUAAUAAAUAUAAAUCUCAAUACUGGUCUUGAUACCCAAACAGAAUUGAUUAGUGUAGAAAAAGAAUCAUUAGAAAAAAAAUGUGAUAAAGACUCACCUCAAAAUGAUUUACUAAAAAAUAAAAAUAAUUUAAAUGAACAUGAUACUGUUCUUGAUUCAAUUUCAGAAAAAAAUAUUAAAUUAAGUUCUAAUAUAGAUUUGAUCAGUAAAUCUACUGAAGAUAUCAGUACGGUUAAAUGUGAUGAGUGUAAUAGUACAAACAAAAUUUUAAUAAAUGAAAAGGAAAAGAAAGAAAAAGCAGUUAAUGAAGAUUUUUUAGAAGUGGUUACAGAUACAGAUGUCAAGUCUGAGAAAAUUAAAGAAGAAUCGGAAAUGAUUGAAUUUAAAUCGACGGUAGAUACAGAAAAUGGUUUGUUGCUUUCAGAAACAAAUAUAAGUACUAAAGAACAUAAGGAUGUACAAAGAAUAUCUGAAAUACUCAGUCACACAACUGUCGAAAAUGUGGAUCAAGCUCAUUCAGUAAAUUUAAAUGUAAAUGAUUCUAAUGAAAUUGAUAAUAAUUUAAAUUCACAUGAAAUAUUACAAAAAGAACCCACUUCAUGUUUUAAUAAUGAAAUAGUUAAAACUACUGAACUUAAUCUACAGAAUGAAACUAAUCGAGUGGGACUGAUAAAUUGUGAAUUUAGUUCUGCUAAUACUAAAUAUAAUACUUUGAUAGGUGAUGAUAACAAAAUUCAAAAUAUAACAUCAUUUGGACACAAAGAAGCGAAUCAGGACGAACAUAUAGAACAAUCUGAUGUAUGUAUAGAAAAGAUAUAUGAAACAACACAAUAUAAGAAAGAAGAACAAAUUUUAGGUAAAGAGGUAACAAAAACAAGUGAAGAUCACAUUGAAGGAAUAUCUAAUGAAGAAAAUUUGAAAACUUCAAUGAUUUGUAGCGAUAAUAAGAACAUUAAAUUUGUAUCUGAUGCAAGUAUCAGUGAAAUUGAUAAAUCUAAGGAGGUAUGCACUAAUACCUUAAAAGAAACUGCUGAAAAGGAACCGACAAAUAAAAAGCCUGUGGAGUUUAUUGCGGGUGUAAUGGAGGAUUCUCAAAACAAUCUUUUAAAAAAAGAAAAUAUCAAAAAUAUUAUUUGUGCAACUAUGAAAUCAGAAAUUAAAAAUGUGACUGAUGGAUGUAAUACUAAGAUAAUAUCAAAAUGCAAUAAAAAUUUUAAUAGUUCUGAGGAACUUGUUAAAAGUAGAGAUCCUGAAGGCGAAAAAAUCAAAAUUAUUUUAGACAAAGAUUCUAGUGUAGAAAAUAAGUCUUCAGAGAAAGGUAAUGGGAAUCAUGAAUGUAAGGAAACUGAUUUAAUUUUAGAAAAAUCAGAACAAUUAACAAAUACAUUGAUUGCAAAUAAAGAUUCAAUGGAAAUCGAAAGUGAUGCUUUAAAACAAAAUAAUUGUUUAUCUAAUACUAUAACAAAGAAUCAGGAAAAUGAUUCCAACAAAUUUUUUUUAAAUCAAAACAAACAGAAAAUAUUCCAAUUGAUUCCUCUAAAUUGCAAAUAA
This is a messenger RNA of Ctenocephalides felis (cat flea), 3722 nucleotides long. RefSeq names its product remodeling and spacing factor 1-like. Gene Ontology annotation, cellular component: RSF complex. The transcript has 6 exons. The record is from RefSeq and is a predicted model, not a curated record. Gene Ontology annotation, biological process: regulation of DNA-templated transcription. NCBI's taxonomy places the organism in Eukaryota, Metazoa, Arthropoda, Insecta, Siphonaptera, Pulicidae. The coding region runs from base 129 to 3722 and encodes 1197 amino acids.